AGUACGCCAUUUGCUUGUGUUAAAGGAAUGCUGUUCCGUGCGUUGUAUCUUUGCACAUUUUAUUCGGAUACUGUAGAUGUUUCGAAUAGCUUAUGAUGAUGACGUUAACAGUAUUAAGUACAACUUUGAAUGUAAUGACCAUACAGUUUUCCUUGAAUAAUCUCGAUAUGAUUUUAAUAUAAUUAAUAACAUUAAUAUAAUGUAUGACAUUGGUAUCUAUAAUUCUUUUAUCGGUGGUAAUGUUGGUAUUAGCUGUGGUGACCACUUUGUUGUAAAUAUGGAGGUUAGUAGGUUUGAUAAUGUUGCUUAUUCCCAUUAUGUAAUACUUUUCAAACUUUGUUGUGAUUAUUUGUGAAAACGUGUGGACGUUUACUUAAUUAUAAGUCAUCUCUUUGUAACCGGUAGUUCUUAUCUUAACCGUUAUGCAAAAAUACGAGCGAGAAUGCCAAAUCUUGGACGACCCACGAUUUCGAAUUUCUAUGGCCCAACAAAUGGCAGCAGCGUGUUCUGGGGCUCUAAUAACCUCAUUUUUGAUGACGCCGUUUGAUGUGGUAAAAAUUCGCCUUCAGACUCAACAAAAGAAACUUCUUUCUAACAAAUGUUUCUUGUACUGCAAUGGACUCAUGGACCAUCUGUGUCCAUGUAUUAAUCCGAAUGGGCCAGGCCAGCCUUCUUCUCAGACAUCACAGUUGUGGUAUCACCGCAGAAGUCACUUCACUGGCACCAUUGAUGCAUUUGUAAAGAUAGCUCGUAAUGAGGGAUCUCUGUCCCUAUGGAGUGGUCUGAGCCCUACACUUGUGUUAGCUGUUCCUGCCACAGUUGUGUACUUUGUAACAUAUGAAAAUCUUCGUCUCCUCAUCAAGGACAGACAUAAUGGAAUACAACCACACUGGGGUCCCCUUGUAGCUGGAGCAACAGCGAGAGUUUGGUCUGUAACGUUGGUUAGCCCCCUUGAGCUGAUACGUACAAAAAUGCAGUCCAAAAAAGUUAGCUACCAAGAGAUGUGUCAGGCAUUGAAGACGAUGCUUCACUACCAUGGCGUACGCGGCCUGUUUAAGGGUCUGAGUUCCACGCUACUCCGAGAUGUGCCGUUCUCAGGUAUUUAUUGGCUCCAUUAUGAGAAGAUAAAGAGCAUUUUGUCACCAGGUGUGCCUUCAUUUGGUGUCAGCUUUUUUUCUGGAGCAGUUGCAGGCUCAAUUGCUGCAGUCGCAACCACCCCUUUUGAUGUUGUGAAAACUCACCAACAGAUAGAACUAGGCGAGAAGGAAAUAUAUUCAGGCAAGAGGGGCAGGAUAACACUGAACUCAAUAUUUGGCACUGGACCAACUUUUACAGAACCCCCUGGGCGAAGCAGCUCCAUGCUUAAGACAUUGCAGAAUAUCUACAGUCGCAAUGGAAUCAGCGGGUUGUUCACUGGCCUUGCACCACGGCUUGUCAAGGUCGCACCAGCCUGUGCCAUCAUGAUCUCUACCUUUGAGUAUGGCAAAUUCUUUUUUCACAGGUACAACCACAACCACUAUAAGUCCGUCUCUUCACUGUAGGAAGUAGAUUGAAAUACAACAGUGCAAAAGACUUUUGAUGACCACACUCAUGAACAAUAUAUUUGCUAUUACCAUGUUUAGUUUUAAACAGUGUUUUGGUGUAGAAGUUUAAAAAUAUAUUUGUUUAUUUUAUGUUAAAAAGAAUUCCGAUAAAAAUAUACCAACACAGGAGUGAAUGCUGGGAUCAUCUUAAAUACGAUUACUUUUGACUGGUGAUUUUCAACAAGUGAUGAAUAAUGAAAAGCUUACUGAGGAGUCAUUUUGAAAGUAUGAAUAAAUGUUGACAUUGUGAGAAGAAAGCAAAUUCACAGUUGCAAAUGGAGUUUUAUUACAAAAUAUUCCUGAAAGUAUAAUUUAAUGAAUGCAAAUGAAAAGUAGUAUAAUGCUUGUCAAACAUGGUAUCAGAUUGCUCUUUCACCUUGGGGGAAGAGGUGUGUUUAUUGAUGUUAUGGUCAUGAUGCAGGUGGAUAACACAUGUAAUUUUGGAUCAAGAUUUAAACAUAAUCACAGAUUGCCCCUCGACAAUCGAAUUGUUAAGUGAUUUGUAGAUUGAGCAAAGUAAUCCUAGGUCUUUGGCUUUAAGUUCACAACCAAAUUGUGUAAUCAGAUUUUUGUACUUGUUUAUUCAAAGGACCUGAUUUCUGAAAAUAUACGUUUUCAACCUGGAACCAGCAAAAUAUGCUUACAGAUAUAAGACUGUGUAUAUUUUGCCUAUAGUGAACUUAUGUUUGAGUGUAUGUAGGAUGUGAGAGCGUGGAUUGGAUUCAUUUGCCUCGUGAUAGGGUCUGUGGAUUUUUGUGAGCAUGGUAAUGAACCUCUGGGUCCCAUAAAAGACAUGUAAUUUCUUAACUAGAACUGCUUACUGCAGUUACACUUGUCACAUAUCAAAACUUGUAAUCUUUACAUCAUCCAUAUUGGCUACCCAUCCUCUUUGUGUCCACUGGUCCUGAUAUGAAUUGCAUUCGAACCUUGUUGAUAAACAUCUUGGAAAGGGACCAUAACUGUUCUUAUGAAGCUAGGGUGUGAGUAUGUAAACUGAAAGGAACCAUUUCAGGAAAUAAUCCUUUAGAGGGCUUUUGUGAACAAGGUUAUGAACAGUGAUUUCUUUGACCAGUUGAAUGUCUGUUGGGGCCUGCUCCCAGAAGACCCUCUGAUCUGAUGCUGGUUAAUUUAAUUUGUUUUGGUAGACAAUUUGACUGCCUCUUUCUCCUGAUUUGUUUAUAUUUAACUAGUUUUGUGUAAUGAUGAUCAGGAAUAUGUGUUCUUCUAGUGGUCUUGCAAUGUGUUAUGGUGAUAUUGGCUUAUUUAAAGUACAAAGUGUGAUUUUAAUAUAUAUUUGAUGUGCACUGUACCACAGCAUUCCCCUCUGCUUUCUGUAAUGUGUGAGCACAGCCAUGUGAACCUCAGCAACCCUCCAUCUUGAUCCUCUCCAAUUCUCCACCAUUGGACAAGACUGAGCUACAAUUGAAAAAUGUUAAGUAUAUAUGAGGUAAGGAGUAGAAUAUAAUUUCAUUGGUUGGGAUGUAUGAUGUGCAGAAUUUUGUGGAUUUAUAUUUGUACUUUUCUUAUACUCUACUAUUUCCUGUGGUUGUGAUGCAAAGUUUUGUUGUAUUUUCUAUGUUAGAAAUUGUAUGGAUGGGCAUUUGUUAUUGAUAUUACAUGUAUUUAGGCUUU
This is a messenger RNA of Zootermopsis nevadensis, 3215 nucleotides long. RefSeq names its product mitochondrial glutathione transporter SLC25A40. Gene Ontology annotation, biological process: mitochondrial transmembrane transport. Gene Ontology annotation, cellular component: mitochondrion. The record is from RefSeq and is a predicted model, not a curated record. Lineage: Eukaryota; Metazoa; Arthropoda; Insecta; Blattodea; Termopsidae.